AUACACUGACCAAUCGCUGGAUGCUCAAUGCCGUCCUUCUGUAAAACCACUCCGGGUGGAAAGUGCAAAACAUGUGAGAGAGCGUUUUCACAUGUCAACGACUGCAGAAUAGAAAUAAUUUCGGCAGUAUUUGCCCAUUAAAGUACUAAGUAAAUUCGUUUUAUCGGCCUGGGAAAAAGGUUAUAAUUCUUCUGAUAAAUCUGAAUUGAGAAGGAGUUGGAGGAUCCGAUCCAUAAGCAUGAGCUUGCUGCCUCGCACCGCUGAGGAGUUCAGCUCGGCGGACUACUGGGAGCGCUUUUUCCGUAAAAGAGGAGAGAAGGCUUUCGAGUGGUACGGAGACUACAACUCCCUCUGCGGUGUACUGCAUAAAUACUUUAAACCUCGUGAUAAGGUGUUGGUGGUGGGCUGUGGUAACUCUGAGCUGAGUGAACAGCUCUAUGAUGUUGGCUACCAUCAGUUAACCAACAUUGACAUCAGCGAAACGGUGGUGUCGCACAUGAACCAGAGGAACGCAGAGCACCGUCCUGACCUGACCUUCCAGCAGCUGGAUGCCACCCAGACGUGCUUUGAGAGCGGGAGCUUUCAGGCAGCUCUGGAUAAGGGCACGCUUGAUGCCAUGGCUUCAGAAGAGGACGGUGCACUUGCAGGCAGGAUGCUGGCAGAAGUUGGCAGAGUUUUGGCUGUGGGAGGCCGGUAUGUCUGCGUAACCUUAGCCCAGGAGCACGUCAUAAAGCUGGCUGUGGAACAUUUCGCCCAGGGUUGGGCUGUACGAAUUCACUGUCUUAGCGGACAGCAGAACGAAGAGUCUGAUUCCUCCUUUGCCCUCCCUGUAUUCGUUCUAGUUUGCACCAAAUUCCGCCAAGCGCCCCCGUUUGCAGUGCUUGAGUUGUGUCAGGGGGAGGAUGGCGCUCCUGCUAGACUUGCAUCAGUACCAGAGCUGUUGUCCGCUGUGAAGGAAAGACAGGCCUACAGUCUAAUGCUGCAUAAGCUCAGAGGUGGAACAGAUGCUAGCAGCACACCGUCCCUCACGCUGUGCCAUGCAGCCACUGACCGGCCUCGAUACACUCUGAUGGUGCAGGAUAGCCUGCCCUCUGCCAAGCUGCCACGGAGUAAUCACUUCGCCAUCUUUAUUG
This is a messenger RNA of Sinocyclocheilus anshuiensis, 1133 nucleotides long. Its product is annotated as methyltransferase-like protein 13. The record is from RefSeq and is a predicted model, not a curated record. Lineage: Eukaryota; Metazoa; Chordata; Actinopteri; Cypriniformes; Cyprinidae. The transcript has 2 exons. The annotation marks the transcript as partial.